CAUCUGCAGCUUAUAGUGGCUCAUUACUGAUGAAAUCACUGCAGUGGAAAGUCAGCUCAUAUGGGUGUUCUUAGUGCAGCUCCAAGUCCCCCUCGAGUGCUUUUAUUCCUAAAGGUUCGACGUGACAGCGGAGUACAAAAACAUCUGUGCAAAAACAUGCCCCCUCCUCUUUUAUUUAUUUAUUUUUUGUUGUUUUUCACUCCAAUUUGAUGAUGUGAAAUAUUUACAAAGAGUUUGCAUAGCGUCUGUUUGACGUUAGUUCUUGUGGGAAAGGCAGUUCACACCACUCUAGAAGUCCCAGGCUGCAGAGAUUAGCGGGGAAGGAGAAGAAAGGAAAAAAGAAAACCUGUAUUAGGCAUUUGGGAACAGUUAGCUCAGACUUCCUGCAGGAAUUGGACAUCAUGUGGUGAAAUAACUGGGCAUUCGUUUGAACACAUUCAUAUAUUUGCAUCACCAGAAAGUGCAGAUGUAUGGUUCUCAUUAGACAGUGCUGUGACUGGGGUGAGCCUGAUACUGUGUCCACUGGCUUUGUUAUUGCAUAUUUGUGCUGCAGCAGCAGGCUACACCCAAGCCCAGGCAUUAAUAACACCACCCUGAGUCAGGGACACUGCUUCUAUCAGAAAAAUGAAGUUUACUUUUAUUGCCUUGAAUGUUGUUUGGGGCACAAAGUUUCUUCUGAAGUCUGCAAACUUUAGCUUAGAAAGCAGAUUAUUUUACUGGUGGGUGUCAUCUGUUUCUGCCUGAGUUGCUGUUCCUCUCAGACCCCAGCCAGAGACUUGUGUACUUUGGCACGCGCUGGGAAUGACGUCGACAGGCGUGGUAAUAACAAUGAGAACAACAUAAAUCCGGAUCAUACAGUGAAAAGGCAAGAAAAACGGGUGGGAUGUGAACGUAAAUAUGAAAUAUGUGAAACUUCCAUGGCUUAAGUGGUUUAGAUGAAACUUUCACUUGAAACACGUGAAGCUGCGCGCGGGGCUUCCUGUGCGUAGCGAGAGAGAGAGAGAGAGAGCAGAUAGGAAAUGACUCAUAGGAGUUGAACUGUUUAGCGUGGGUGUGUGCGUUAUUAAAGCAAGGCGCAGACUCCUCCGCAUGACUCACUCUCUGAUGCUCGCUUUUCCAUGCUGAAAAUCCAGCACGGAUUGUUAAUCAGAUGAACUUUUGGGAACCGUGGUGCCGACAGCGAGCAGCUCUCCAUCCGCGUCCAGCAUGGUUUCCACCGCUCUUUGCGCACCCUGCGUCUUUAUUCUAGCGGCUCUGACCAGUCUCCAUGGCUUGAGCGCAGAGAUAAGUCAGUGUCACAGCUCAGAGUUCUGGAACUCAGAUCUGGGAGUUUGCGUGCCUUGUGAUUCCUGCAAGCAGUACCCAAAGACCCCGUCAUGCAACACAUGCAAGUCUGUGGACAAGACUUCUGAUGUGUGGAAAUUGGCGGCGAUAACUAGUUUUUCAGUGUUGGCCGUCGUUCUCAUCAGCGCUGCGCUGAUCGUCUGUGUCAUGGUGCAUCGAAGCAAGUCACACAAACUACCUCUACGGGAACCCAUUGAAGAGACAGCGGGGCCGCUUUAUCAAGCUUAAACAGCUGACCUCAUCUGUGGAAACAGAAACAAGGAGCCAAACGGAGGAACCUCUGGGUGAUGAGCUGUGCACCUGAACUUUACGGCACAAUCUGACCAGAAUCAGACCUUUUUAAUUGAAUAGACUUAGGUGAAGAGGUCUGCUCCCUUCUCAAGCUUGGUGAGGGCACGCCGGUCAACACGGGACUUGCGAAGAGCAGCUUUUGAACCUUCGUAGGUAUAGAAACAACCUUACUAGUUGUUUAGAGUUCCAGUGCCUUUGUUUUCAUUUAACUGAGUCUGAAGGAUGCCUGUGGGUCCAAUGAUGUUUGAUUCCGUUAAAACUGCAGCUUGUGACGGGGGUUGUGCUGUUUCCCAGCAGGACUUUAGUGAAUGUAACACGGUGGAGGCUUUGAGCCGAGCUGCAGUUUGACCCGGCGGGUUCAAACUGGCUCCAUCGCCCGCUUUUACCACAGAUAGCAGCAUCUAAAAGUACAUGUGAGGAAGACCUUACGGUGAGGUACAUUAAGGCCGUUUGAAUGUAGCUCGCUUCAGAUGAAAUGUAUUCUCUGUCCCUGCCAGAAAUGUCCCCGUACCUGGUCUCUUGAGCAGCUGAUGCAGCGAUGAAGCUGCUGGAAAAGGGAACAAACUACUCAUGCACUGUUACUGUGUCUCCUGAGACCAACACCUUCUGUCUUUCAGGUCAUUCCCUUAGUGCAUUUUUAAUAUUUGUAGUUACCAAGUUUUAGAGGAGGUGGAGUUUUGUUUGGUGCAGCCGCAGCAUUCACAUCACCGCGUCUGUGCUUAUAGGACAGGACGCUUGAAACACUAGACAUACGAUCCCAAACUGCUAACAUGUGGGAAUGCUGCGAGGAAUGUUCUGUAGAGAAGAACAGAACCUACAGGGAUUUAGUGGGAACGUUACAAUCGCGGUAUUUGCUGUUGAACUUUGACCUCCAAGGUGAAACAAAUGCUCGUCAUUGUGAGGUUGUUUGUAGUUUUACAGCAGAAGACAUGUUGGACUGGGUUUCUUUUCUUUUUCCUUACAGACUUCCUAACAAACAUUCACAAAAAAACAUGUUUCAGGUCUUUUUCUUUUAAAACUUGAGCAGCAUGGGGGAACAUUUCACAUACAAAUACGUUUGUUUAUUUAGAUGUUUAUAUUAUUUAUUUUGAAGCAUCUUGCAGUGUAGCAAUGCAUCGACUGUGAGUGGACAAGCACAAUUCAAAGGGACGUGAAGAUUUUUGUAAAACUUCCACCAGGCCAGCCAUGAUGAUACUGAGCAAUGACUAACAUUUCCUGCCUUUAUUUCCUUUAGCCUCCUUUGUGAUGUUUUAUUUUACGUACGUGUACUACCUUUCCCCUCUAACUUCAGACCUAUAAACUGCUUCUUGUAGCAAAUAUAUUUUCACAAUAAAACUGACAAUUUCCA
This is a messenger RNA of Nothobranchius furzeri (turquoise killifish), 2983 nucleotides long. RefSeq lists its product as uncharacterized. Gene Ontology annotation, cellular component: plasma membrane. Gene Ontology annotation, molecular function: protein binding. The record is from RefSeq and is a predicted model, not a curated record. Gene Ontology annotation, biological process: positive regulation of apoptotic process. NCBI's taxonomy places the organism in Eukaryota, Metazoa, Chordata, Actinopteri, Cyprinodontiformes, Nothobranchiidae.